This is a messenger RNA of Chara braunii, 2171 nucleotides long. NCBI's taxonomy places the organism in Eukaryota, Viridiplantae, Streptophyta, Charophyceae, Charales, Characeae. The record is from the annotation of a GenBank genome assembly.
GUUCUGAGUGCAUGUGCGUUCAUUUCCUCCGCGUGUUUCAGGGAAUGGCUACACACGGACGAAGCCGCUCCGCUGGUGGUUCCGCCCCGCAUGGAGAGGAGCGUCGAGGGACGAUGUCGUCACCGGCAAGGGAAACGAGUCGAGGAGGUGGACGUGGGGAGGAAGAACGACGGGCUCAAAACUUGUGGUGCGAUUACAGCAAACGUGUCUGGUAUUUGGACUCGGCGAGCCAGGACGACUCCGACCCGUUCAAACCACCAUGCGGGCCGCUCUUGUUCGUCGUCGUUCACGUCGAUAGGACGCGUCUCGCAGGGUCCAUCGUCGAGUGGGUCGACGAAGGCGAAUACAAUUUCAGGUUUACGUUGCGGAAGAUUUACAAAAGUGAUGGUUCCGUCGACGACAUCGCGAAAGGAUGCAAGGUUGCCGGGAAGAUGUUCUGCGGAAUCGAUGACUCCUCGUCGUCUGGUCGAAAGGAUCGGUGCGUUCGUUCGAGGCAUGCAGGUGGCCAAGGUUUCGCCAGACGAUCGCUCGGGUGGUUCGCAGGUUCGAGAGGUGCGCGGGUCAGAUGAGACGACUCGUCGGGCCCGACCUGCGCCUGCACAACUGCAGAUGGAGUUGAGCCAGGAACGAGAAGCAAGUGGGAACGUCGCCGGUGAGGAGGAGGCGUUCGAGCAGGGGCUGUUCCGUGAGAGAUCGCCUGAAAAGACUCAGUCGGGAGGCAAGCGCAACUUGCGAGAUGAGGAAGAGCGAGAGGGAGUAGGUGCUCUGAAAAGGCAGAGAAAGGAAGGAGGGAGUGCUCGAACGCCAACAACACGAGACGGCGGUUCCGUUGAGAAGAGGAAAAGGGUUGGAGGUGGGGAUGAAACGCCAAAAGACUCGUCGACACAGCGAAGAAUCGGUGAGUCUUCCGGGAAACGGUCGAAAUCAGCGAGGGAGAAGAAAGUUGAUGAGGGGGACAGCGGGGAGGGGGAUGACGACGUGGAGAUUAACCUCAACGCCUUUAACCUCGACAAUGCGUUCUUCCUCGAGAUGAAGACAGGGGUGCAGAGGAACGUCGUGUUGCAGAUCCAUCCCGAAAGAAUAUUGGCUAUUCCAGACUGGGAAGACGCGUACAACCACCGAUCCUUGGACGAGUUUCUCGUUGAUACCAUCGCGUCGGCUAUGAUCGACUGCUACGAACGUUCUCGCUCCGAUCAUGACUCCGUCUUCGCUUUGGGGGAGAAGUUCUAUGAUGAGUGGUCGAAAGGGAAACUCCUUCCUUCCAACGGCCGGCGAUGGACUGAAAAGCCACCCACCCAUGAGGAGGUGGCCAAGCUAGGACUCUCCACUGUGACUGACAGCCAGGGGCUAAAGAAACACGUCUGGUACGUGAAGGUGGACGACCCGUCGUUGAAAAACGGCAAGGGGAAGCCAAAGAAAGGCGCGGAGGAGAAAACUUACUACGUCCAAGUUCCUGAGCCGGACGUCCACUGCUGGAAGGAAUUGGUGCACUCGACGGACCGCGAGAACAAAAGGUUGUUGAACGGCGUCUUGAACCUUAACGUUGUGUGGGUUCAAACGAGUAGCAAGAAGUUGGCCGAGCAGGGGAAGUUCAGUGUGAAGGAGAUGGUCGACAUAAUAAAAAUAGACCGGAUUAUGCUGAGAUUGUGGCACUACGUGAAGUUCGAGUACGAGGAAAUGGAUAAGCGGGAGUGGAAUGCCAACUCCACGUUCUUCAGGUCCAAUCGCCAACUGUUGGAAGAGUUCAAGGACAAAGGUCAGGACGACAAGCUUUGGAACGAGAGCAGGAAAUUUUUCACGGACACCGCGUACGUCAACAAGUGCCCUCAGUUUCUCGGGUGUCAACACCACAACAACAUCAAGAGAACGACGGCCCUCGUUAACUACCAGCAUUUCCCGGCAGAGUGGAAGCGUGUCGUCCUUUCGGUGAUCACUGGAGAUCGCGCCAAAGGCAAAAAAAGCCCUCGAGGCGUUGAUGAAUGCAUCAACAUUAUGUGGACGAGGACAAGCGCCUUAACGACGCUGGCCUUGUUUAACGUCGACCCAUUGAGUGCCAUAGCUCAUAAGGAGGCGCUGGGAAAACUAGGGCAUUAGCUACGCUCCCACACUUGCGUGCUCGACUUGUGCGGAAUUGUGGACCGUGCUCAAUGGGACUCUAGGGCAUUCGCGUC